Messenger RNA from Culex quinquefasciatus (southern house mosquito), 6494 nucleotides. RefSeq names its product vitellogenin-A1. The record is from RefSeq and is a predicted model, not a curated record. NCBI's taxonomy places the organism in Eukaryota, Metazoa, Arthropoda, Insecta, Diptera, Culicidae. Gene Ontology annotation, biological process: lipid transport. The transcript is spliced from 3 exons. Gene Ontology annotation, molecular function: lipid carrier activity. The coding region runs from base 39 to 6386 and encodes 2115 amino acids.
CAUUAAGCGAAGGAUUCUACUGUCUCAACGAACUAAUCAUGUUUGUGAAACUACUCCUCCUCGCCUUGGUGGGGAUCAGUACUGCGUACCAGUAUGAGUACCAGAACGAGUUCUACAACCGACGCCCGGAGAACAAGACCGGAUUCGAGUUUGGUGCCUGGGAACCGAACCGCGAAUACGUCUACAAUGUCACGUCGAGGACCAUGACCGCCCUGGCUGAUCUUGCCGAUCAGUGGACCGGUGUGAUCACUCGUGCCCGCCUGAUUGUGCGUCCCAAGGACCCGCAAUACGUGGUGUGCUACGUGAAACAGGCCGAGUACGCUACCUUCAACGAGGAGCUGCCUCAGGGUUACCGUACCAACAUCUGGAGAGAGCUCAACCAAAAGCUCAAGUGGCAACCCAUGCCGUUCAGCGCUAAGCCCUUCGCCAUCCGCUACCGCAAGGGAGCCAUCAAGGGACUGUACGUCGAGCAGACCGUUCCGAACCACGAAGUCAACAUCCUGAAGGCCUGGGCUAGCCAGCUGCAGCUGGAUACCCGCGGAGCUAACGUCAUCAAGUCCAAGUACAACCAGUUCCCCGAGAACACCACCUUCACCGGUGUGUACAAGGUCAUGGAACCCCUGGUUACUGGAGAAUGCGAAACCCUGUACGAUGUGAACGUUGUCCCGGAACACGUUAUCAAGGGAAACAAGCGCUUCGUCCCGAGACCCGAAUUGCGCGAAGACAACCAAUACUUUGUCGAAGUGCACAAGACCCAGAACUUUGACCGUUGCGAACAGCGCAUGGGAUACCACUUCGGAUUCAGUGGUCAGAGUGACUUCAAGCCCAACUCCAACCAGAUGGGAAAUGUUGCCUCAAAGGCCGUUGUCGGUCGCAUGUUCCUGACCGGUACCUGGUACAACUACACCAUCCAAUCGUCCAGCACUGUCAACAAGGUCAUCGUCGCCCCGUCGAUGGUUGAUGACCAGAAGGCUAUGGUCUACUCCCAGGUCAACAUGACUCUCGACCGUGUUGUCCCCUACGAUAAGGUCCCGAUGGGUCCGGCUGAGGAUCGUCAAGUGUUUGUCGACCUUGUCUACAGCUACAACAUGGCCAACGAUAAGAAGAACAGCGUGCGCCCAGGAAAUGAGACCGACUCCUCGUCGUCCUCGUCAUCUUCGUCAUCCUCUUCGUCUUCGUCUUCAUCAUCUUCGUCAUCUUCUUCCUCGUCUGAAUCUGACUCGUCCAGCUCUUCGGAUUCCUCCAGCUCAAGCUCGGAAGAACAAAAGAACCAGAAGGACAACCCCAAGAUCAGCCCGGCCGAACAACACAAGCAGCUGCUGAAGGAUGUCAAGAACCGUCGUACCCGUCGUGAUCUCAACGCCCAAAAGGAAAAGAAGUACUACGAAGCCUACAAGAUGGACCAGUACCGUCUGAGCCGCAACAACGAUACCUCUUCCGACUCGAGCAGCUCCGACGAUUCCAAGUCGUCGAGCUCUUCCAGCAGCUCUUCGGAAUCGAACGAAAACAGCAAACAAUCUGGAUCUGGAUCUUCGUCGUCGUCUUCGUCGUCUUCCUCAUCGUCCUCGUCGCAGUCGCCAUCCUCGUCGUCUUCCAGCGAAUCUGAUUCUCUGAGCAGCGAGGAACAAUACUACCAGCCAAUGCCAGAGAGCUUCAAGGAGGCGCCCCAGGCUCCUUUCCUGCCUUUCUACACCGGAUACAAGGGAUACACCGUGCAGUACGCUCGCAACGUUGAUGGACCCCGUGCCGUUAGCAAGCUGGUCCAGGAGAUCGCCGAUGAGCUCCAGAACCCGUCCAACCUGCCCCAGUCCAACACCCUGAACAAGUUCAACAUUCUGUGCCGUGCCAUCCGCACCAUGGACUAUAAGGAAACCUACGAGGUCGCCCAGAAGUUCUUCGUUUCCCAGAAGGAGCGCCAGGAAGGAGACAACCACAGCGAGAAGUUCGCCAAGCGUUGUGACGCCUGGAACACUUUCCGUGACGCUUUGGCCGAGGCUGGAACUCCUCCAGCUUUCAAGGUGAUCAAGGAAUUCAUCGAAGAGAAGAAACUGCGUGGAGCUGAGGCUGCCAGCGUUAUCGCUACUCUGCCCCAAUCGAUCCGUUACCCGACCGAACCGCUGAUGCAUGAGUUCUUCCUGCUGGUCACCUCCGACACCGUGCAACACCAGGAUAGCCUGAACGUCACUGCUCUGAUCUCGUUCACCCAUUUCGUGAACCAGGCCCAUGUCAGCAACCGCUCCGCCUACAACUACUACCCAGUCCACAGCUUUGGCCGUCUGGCUGAUUCUGACUACAAGAUCGUCGCCCACAAGAUUGUUCCUUGGCUGGCUCAUCAAUUGCGUGAAGCCGUCAACGAAGGAGACAGCAUCAAGAUCCAGGUCUACAUCCGUGCCCUUGGAAACCUUGGACAUCCGGAGAUUCUGAACGUGUUCGAGCCCUACCUGGAAGGCAAGAUCCCCGUCAGCGACUUCCAGCGCCUGUGCAUUGUUGCCGGUAUGGACAAACUGGUUGAAAACUUCCCGAAACUUGCCCGCUCUGUGCUGUUCAAGGUGUACCAAAACACCGGAGACGUUCAUGAGGUACGAUGCGCCGCUGUUCAUCUUUUGAUCCGCGCUGAACCACAAAUUGAGAUGAUGCAACGCAUGGCCCAGCAAACCAACGAGGAGCCUAGCCUGUACGUGCGCGCUGCCGUCAAGACUGCCCUGGAAUACGCCUCCCAAGCUGACGAGUAUGAAGCUGAUAGAACCUUCGCCAACAACGCCAAGGCCGCCAUCAAGCUGCUGGAUCCGGAAGUGUACGGACUGCAAUACUCUUCUAACUAUCUGCGUGACAUCGCUCUCAACAACCUGGAGAUGGCUUACCGCAUGUACGUUGGACAAAUCGCCUCUGAUGAUCACUGGCUGCCUAACGGUAUGUUUGUGCAUCUGCGCAAGAACCUGGGUGGAGUCAAGAGACACACCACUUUCUGGUAUUUGGUGUCGAGCAUGGAAACCUUCCUGGACCUGGUUGACAAGCAGUACGAUUCUAGCAACAUCUCGGAAGACUACAAAUCGGCCGAUUACUACUACAAGUAUUACCAACAGUUCCCGGAAAAGAAGAGCGAAUACUUCGAGAAAUACUUCAAGACUCACGAGUCCCAGAACGAGAUGAACAAGAAGUACAACGAGCAAAACAGCAAGUACUUCCAAAAAUACUCGACCACUCGCAUCGCCAAGCUGCUCAACAUUGACCCUCAGGAAGCCGAAGAGAUGGAAGGUCAGCUGCUGCUGCCGCUGUUCAACGGUAAAUACUUUGCUGCUUUCAACAACCAGACCAUUGAAAACAUCCCACGCAAGCUGAAGGAGCUGUGCGAUGAUCUGGAAGACGGCAUGAGCUUCAACAUCACCAAAUUCUACCAAUACCAGCCACUCACUCUUGCCUUCCCGCUGGCUUCUGGUCUGCCUUUCGUGUACACCCUGAAGAACCCGACUGUUGUCAAGAUCGAAACCGAAGCCACCAUCAAGACCCACCCCAGCAUUGUCAAGAAGCCUGCUGGUCACCCGGAAACCGAAAACGACGACUUCAUCCACGUGCCACGCGUGCUGAACGGAUCUGUUGAUGCUAACCUGGUGUUCCACCGCUUGAUCGAUUCCAAGAUUGGAUUCAUCACUCCGUUCGACCAUCAACGCUACAUUUCUGGAGUCCAGAAGAAGAUUCAAGUCUUCCUGCCUUUGAGCCUGGAGUUCAACUGGGAUCUUGAGAAUGACCAAUACGAAACCGAGCUUGAGAUUCUGGACAAGAAGGAAGACAAGCUGCUGUUCCAUCUGAGCGCCUGGCCGUACACUGGAUUCAAGGACAUCACCGAUAUGCGUCCGAUUUCUGAGAACCCGAACGCCAAGAUCAUCCACGCCAACGAGCACAACACUCAGACUUUCCAACAGACUGUUGGCCAGGACAUGUUUGGCUUUGCUCUGCGUGUGCACGCCAAGUACGACGAAGACAUCAUCGAUGUUCAAAGCAUCCUUGAGCAUGUUCAGGAAGGUGACUAUCUGGCCGCCCUUGUCCAUCCGUUUGCCUACCAGCCUCUGUACUAUCACCAGCUGAAUGUGUACUACGAUGCUCAGCGCACUGGUGCCAAGAAGGUCCGCGUUCUGGCUCACUACAACGAGGGAGACUUCGACCAGGACUUCCAGGAAUCCGACAUCAAGCACCCGAAGGGACGUCACGCUUACGCUGGAUAUUACAACGAGAACAACCUUGCUCAACCCUUCGUCUUCAACGCUGGAAGCCAGCGUCGUCAGGAACAGUUCAUCAAGAACGCUGCCGCCGGAAUCCGCAACAGCGAUGUUACCGUGUUCGACUUUGGAUUUGUCUUUGAAGGUCGCGAAAAGAAGGCCGAAUAUGUUCUGACCACUGCCUACGCCGAUAGCCCGGUUGAUGAGAAGUCUCGUAUGCUAGUCUUCUUCUCUGGAAGCCCGUACUCGCCGUCUGAUCGCUUCUUCGGAGUGCCGCACAACGGAAAGCAAUUCCAGAUGUGCCUGUCUGCCACCAACGAGUUCCCGAACAUGCCCAAGCUGAACUUCAUCAACGCUCUGAACCACGAUAUGGAUUCGUCUCUCCGCUGGGAACUGUCGUACGGUGAGAAGUGCCAGGGAGGAGCUCAGGUCUCGAUGAAGGGCAAGCUGAAGCAGUCGGAUGAGUACCGUCACAAGCUGCGCAUCUCCGAGGUCGGACAACGCUGCAAGCAACAGAUGGAUCAGGGACGUUUCCAACUGCAAGAUUGCCAGAACGCGACUCGCCAGGCUGGAUAUCUGGAUCAGUACAAGCUUGACAUUGAACUGAAGGAUGUCGGAUCGUAUGCCCGUAACUGGACUCUCAAGGUUGUUGAUUGGGUGCAGCACAUGACCUACCCGUGGUUCGAACCUAACUACCUCUACAAGGGCAAGUCCAACAAGAUUGAAUUUGAGUUCGAGAUGUCGCCUUACGGAGAUUAUCUGAACGCCUCUGCCUUUGCUCCGGAAUACGCCUUCGAGAUUGAGAACUACCCGGUUGACAGCUUCUGGGCUCGCUACUUCACUGCCGUCCACACCGAUCUCGCCUGGUACGAGCGCCUGGGAACUUAUGCCUACCAAGGAAACUAUAAAUCUUCCUGUGCCGUUUCCAGCAAGUACGUCGAUACCUUCGAUGGCCGCAACUACGAGUACAACAUGGGUGAAUGCUGGCAUGUGGUUUUGCACACCGUGAAGCCCGACUACGAGUACUACGCCCAGCAGUCUCACUUCCAGAACGCUGACACCGAGUACCGCUUCAAGAACGGAUUCAGCGAGGACGAACAGAUCAGCGUGUUGGCCCGCUCGGGACCAUCGCAGGAGCUGUACUUCAAGGUCAUCCUGGGACAGUACAAGCAGAACGACUACAACAUUGAUAUCCUGCCGAAGGGAGCAGAGCUUCCGGAAGUGUUCAUCAACGGAAAGCCCCAACAGAUCCAUGAGAAGUACGCUGUUGAGCUGUACACCAACGACAAUGGAGGCGAUCAGCCUCUGUUCCGUUGCUACGCUCUGCCUGGCAAGGAAAUUGAGAUCAGCAUCCGCGACGAUGAUGUGAAGAUUGUGUUGGACGGACAGCGUGCUCGCGUCUUUGCUGACCAGAAGUACUUUGAUAACUUCGUCGGUCUGUGCGGAACCAACAACGGUGAACUGUACGAUGACUAUGUCACCCCCGAUCAGUGCUACAUGAGCCAGCCGGAAUACUUUGCCGCUUCGUACGCCCUGACCGGCCAGAACUGCUCUGGUCCGGCUAAGGCGUUCAACAUCGCUUACCAACAGAAGGCCAAGGAAGAGUGCGUCAAGGAGGAGGUGUUCUACGGAAAUGUCAUCAGCGAGCAGGAAGCUGGCCGCAAGCGUUACCGCUACUACAACCACAACGUUGAGGAUUCUUCCAGCUCGUCCGACAGCUCGUCGUCGUCUAGCUCGUCCAGCUCGUCGUCUUCCGAGUCCGACUCCAAGUCCAACUCUGACAGCUCGUCCAGCAGCAGCUCCAGCAGCUCCGAGGAAGAGAAGAUCACCCGCAACAUCAACAAGGAAAGCAAGGGCACCUACAAGGAGUUCCACGCCGAUCGCCAGAAGCACACCCUGAAGGAAUGCGAAAUCCAGCACCAGCACCAGAUCGUCGAGCAGGGCGCCAAGACCUGCAUCACCAAGCGCCCGCUGCCGGUGUGCCCGUCGCACUGUGUGGCCUCCAACAAGCUGCAAAAGUACGUCGACGUGCACUGCCACGACAGCGACGACCAGAGCGUGAAGCUGUACAAGAACCAGAUCGCCAAGGGCUACAACCCGGACAUGUCGAGCCACCAGGUCACCAAGACGAUCAAGUUCAACAUCCCGAAGACCUGCGUGUACGCUCAGUAAGGAAGCUUUUGAAUCUCUUGGUCAAAACGUAUAUCGGAAAGCAAUGAAUUUGGACAAAGUAUAAAGCAAGAAUCAAGCAAAUAAAGCAUAAUUUGGCAAUUAAUCAAA